AUGAAAUUCACCGAAGGAAUGUGGCGGAUCCGAGAGGGGAUUCGAAUCGACUGGAUGAAUAAUGUCGAGCGAUUGCGCAUUGAGAAUGAGACAGUCGAUUUGUUGUUGAAUAAAUUCCAGCGGCAUCGGGGUGAUACAUUGAAUUCGGCUACGAUUUCGGCACAAGUCACCUCGCCUUUGGAGGGGAUUGUGGGAGUGAAGCUUGUUCAUUGGGCCGGCGGCAUCGGCAAAGGCCCACACUACGAACUCGCCCACUCCACCGGCCAUGUGCAGAUCCAGCACCACGAUAACAAAGCCCUGCACUACACGAGCGGCGGCCUCAACCUAGCCGUGACGACCGCCCCCAACGAACUCGACUUUGUAUUCUCCACCCCCGCCCCGACCUCCAAAAAACUCACCGGCCACUCCUGGCGCUCCAUCGGCUACAUCGGCGAUCAAACCACCGACAAAUCCCGCUGGGACGACGGCAUCUUCUUCGAGCGGCAGGGGUACAUGCUCGCCGCGCUGGACCUGGGGGUCGGCGAGAAGCUGUACGGGCUGGGCGAGCGGUUCGGCCCCUUCGUGAAGAAUGGGCAGACGGUGGACAUCUGGAACGAGGACGGCGGCACCUCCUCCGAGCUGGCGUACAAGAACAUCCCCUUCUAUCUGAGCAGUAAUGGCUACGGGGUGUUUGUCAACCACCCGGGCAAGGUCAGUUUGGAGCUGCAGUCGGAGCGCACGACGCGGGUGAAUAUCUCCGUGCCCGGGGAGGAGCUGGAGUAUUUUGUGAUUUAUGGGGGUACGCCAAAGGAGAUCCUCGAGCGGUAUACUGCGUUGACGGGGAGGCCGAGUUUGGUGCCGGCUUGGAGUUAUAAUCUGUGGUUGACGACGAGCUUCACGACCAACUACGACGAGCAAACCGUCACCGGCUUCCUGGAUGGAUUCCGGGACCGCGACAUCCCCCUCGGCGUGUUCCACUUUGACUGCUUCUGGAUGAAGUCGUAUCAGUGGUGCGACUUUGAGUUCGACUCGGCCAUGUUCCCGGACGCCGCGGGGUAUAUCAAGCGCUUGAAGGAACGGGGCCUGCGGAUUAGUGUGUGGCUGAACCCGUAUGUCGGACAGGCGUCGCCCUUGUUCCAGGAGGGUAAAGAGAAGGGGUAUUUCAUCAAGCGAACCGACGGCACCGUCUGGCAAUGGGACUACUGGCAAGCCGGCAUGGCGAUUGUCGACUUCACCAACCCGGCGGCAUGCGAGUGGUUCGCGCACCACCUGCGCCGCCUGCUGGCGCUCGGGGUGGACAGCUUCAAAACCGACUUCGGCGAACGCAUCCCCUACCGCCACGUCCGCUACUUUGAUGCCAGCGUCGACCCCGCGCGCAUGCACAACUACUACACCCUCCUCUUCAACCAACUCUGCUACACCACCCUCGCCGCCCACCACCCGGAGGCCGCCACCAACCCCGACUCCAACGCCGUCCUCUUCGCCCGCUCCACCGCCGCCGGCGGCCAGCGAUUCCCCAUCCACUGGGGCGGCGACUGCGAAUCCACCUACGAAGCCAUGGCCGAGUCCCUGCGCGGCUGCCUCUCGCUGGGCCUCUCCGGCUUCAUCUUCUGGGCCUCCGACAUCGGCGGCUUCGAGGGCACCCCGCCCCCGGACGUCUACAAACGCUGGGUGCAGUUCGGCUUGCUGUCCACCCACUCCCGCUUGCAUGGGAGCCACUCCUUCCGCGUCCCCUGGAUCUACGGCGAGGAUUGCUCCCAGGUCCUGCGCGCGUGCGUCAAGCGCAAGAUCGCCCUCACCCCGUAUCUGCUCGCCAUGGCCUUGCACGGCCAUCGGCGGGGGACCCCCGUGAUGCGUCCGCUGUUGCUGGAGUUUCCCCGCGAUAGGACUGUUUGGACGGUCGAUACCCAGUUCAUGCUCGGCGAUGCCUUGUUGGUGGCCCCGGUUUUUAGUGAGAGUGGGGUCGUGGAGUUUUACGUUCCCCGAACGGACGCGGACGCGGACGCGGACGCUGACGCUUCGCCCUCCGGUGAUGCAAGGGCGGGGAAAUGGGUCAGUUGGUUCGAUCACACCAAAACUUACGAGGAAGGGCGCUGGUAUACCGAGACCCACGGGUUUGAUACCCUGCCGCUGCUGAUCCGACCGGGGGCCGUCGUCCCGGUGAAUUUCAAAUUGCAGAGGCCCGAGGAUGAUCCGCUGGAUGGGUUGGAGGUGUUGGUUAAUGGUGCCAUCCCAACUGAAGGGGUGGAGGUGGAGGUGGUGGAUCCGGUGAGGACGCAUGAGGUGUUGCGGGUUGUAAAGUUGGCAGCGGAGGGUGGGGAGGUGAGGGCGGAUGUUGAGGGGGUUCGCGUGCAGGUUGUUCGGUGA
Molecule: messenger RNA, 2346 nt
Organism: Aspergillus saccharolyticus JOP 1030-1
Lineage: Eukaryota; Fungi; Ascomycota; Eurotiomycetes; Eurotiales; Aspergillaceae
Product: putative sugar hydrolase
Exons: 6
Coding region: 1-2346 (781 amino acids)
Biological process (GO): carbohydrate metabolic process
Molecular function (GO): hydrolase activity, hydrolyzing O-glycosyl compounds; carbohydrate binding
Source: RefSeq, a predicted model, not a curated record